Molecule: messenger RNA, 1789 nt
Organism: Brassicogethes aeneus
Lineage: Eukaryota; Metazoa; Arthropoda; Insecta; Coleoptera; Nitidulidae
Source: the annotation of a GenBank genome assembly
UUUCAAACAAGUUUUAUAUAAUUUACAUAUUAAUACUUAAUACCUUCUUUGGUUUCCAAACGUUUAGUUUAAAGAAAGUUGAGAUGGAAAAUCUAAAGUAUUUAAGCGGUUUUAACUCGGAAUUCUCUUCUGAAGACCCCAGAUGUCCUGAGUCACUCCCAAAGGGGCAAAAUUCACCCCAAGUUUGCCCCUAUGGGCUAUACGCUGAACAAUUAUCAGGUUCUGCGUUUACAGCACCCAGAAGUGAAAAUAAAAGGACUUGGUUGUAUAGGAUAAGGCCCUCUGUCAAACAUAGACCUUUUGAAAAGUUUUUUAACAGUGGGGUUGUCAGUAACUGGGAUGAGGAAGAUCCUGAUCCAAAUCAGUUGAAAUGGAAACCUUUUGACAUUCCAAAAGUAAAAACGGACUUUGUGGAAGGCAUUAAUACAAUUUGUGGAGCUGGUGAUCCAAAAUUGAAACAUGGCUUAGCCAUACAUGUUUAUUCUUGUAACACCGACAUGCUAAAUCGUGCUUUCUCAAACUCGGAUGGAGAUUUUCUUAUAGUCCCCCAAAAGGGCACUCUAUCAAUAAAAACCGAGUUCGGAAAAAUGACUGUCAAACCCAACGAAAUAGCUGUCAUACAACAGGGCAUGCGCUUUACGGUCGACCUUGCAGAGCCAUCUAUGGGCUACAUUCUCGAAGUUUUCGGCCAGCACUUCACCCUUCCCGAUCUGGGACCAAUAGGCGCGAACGGUCUGGCCAAUCCCAGGGACUUCUUGACACCCGUGGCUUGCUACGAGGAUUCAGACGUCAAAAACUACGAGGUGGUUGUCAAAUAUCAAGGGAGAAUGUUCGUUUGUCGCAUGGAUCACAGUCCGUUCGAUGUGGUGGCUUGGCAUGGGAACUACGUGCCCUAUAAGUACGAUUUGGGGAAGUUUAUGGUCAUAAACUCUGUUUCUUUUGACCACUGUGAUCCGUCAAUUUUCACUGUAUUGACCUGUCAAUCGGAGAAAAAAGGCACUGCCAUUGCGGAUUUCGUGAUAUUUCCUCCGAGAUGGUCGGUGCAGGAACACACCUUCAGGCCGCCUUACUACCACAGAAAUUGCAUGUCCGAGUUCAUGGGUUUGAUUUUGGGCGAGUACGAGGCCAAAAAGGGGGCGUUUCAACCAGGGGGCGCCACCUUGCACAGCAUCAUGACGCCGCACGGCCCAGACUUCAACUGUUUCGAAGGUGCGAGCAAGGAGGCGUUGAAACCGUGCAGGGUUGCCGAUAAUACACAGGCAUUUAUGUUUGAAAGUUGCUUGGGGUUGGCCGUUACCAAAUGGGGCGCCAAAACAUGCGAAAAGUUGGAUGCAGAUUACUUUAAAGUUUGGCAGGGGCUGCAAAAACAUUUUACAGGCCCAAAAAUGUAAUUUUUAAGGUUAAAUUAAAAAAUAAAAAACAGCCUAAAUAUAAAAAUUGUAUUUAAAAUUAACAAAAUAAAAGCAGAACAAUUACUUUUGUAUUAUUUUUGUACCUUACUUAACUUACACACAUUAAAAAACGAUCAUUUAUAACUAACUAUGUGGAAGUCACAAUUAUAAAGAAAAAUACUAAAGACAUAAAUAAAAAUUAUUAUAGACGACGAUAAAGAAAAUUGUGGAAAAUGUGGACUAAUUCGCGGCCGUUUCGAUAUCACUUGCCUGCUGCUCGGGUUCCUCAUCGUUAUAGAUGUUUUCCGCCAUUUGCCAUACCUGCAUUAUAUUAUCUUCGGAGACCGAGCAUAUCACCCACGGUUCGUUGGGGUUCCAACUGAAAUCUGUAAAAAAUA